This is a messenger RNA of Racocetra fulgida, 431 nucleotides long. Lineage: Eukaryota; Fungi; Glomeromycota; Glomeromycetes; Diversisporales; Gigasporaceae. The record is from the annotation of a GenBank genome assembly.
AAUUUAUUCCAUAUGAACAAUUUAGUAAUGUUACUUAUCUUGCUAAAGGAGGAUUUAGUGAAAUAUAUAAAGCGACAUGCUCUUAUGAUACAAAAGAAUUUUGGGAUAAUCAGAAGAAAGAAUUUGAGACUAAAAAUGUUAGGACAAUUGUACUUAAAAGUCUCAAUAAUUCUAAAAUUAUAAGUAAUGAUUUUUUAAAUGAGCUAAAAAAUUAUUUUCAAUGUUCAAAUUCCUAUGUACUUAAAUAUUAUGGUAUCACACAGCAUCCCGAAACAAAAAAUUAUUUAAUUGUUAUGGCUUUUGCAUCAAACGAUCUUCAUAGUGGUAAUAUACUUGUUGAUGAUCCAAAUAGUCCAUUAAAUGCAAGUAUAGGAGAUUUUGGAAUAAGCAAACCAGCAAAUUCGAUAACAGAUACAAAAGAGAUAUAUGGA